Dreissena polymorpha is the source of this 979-nucleotide messenger RNA. RefSeq lists its product as uncharacterized. The record is from RefSeq and is a predicted model, not a curated record. Bases 14 to 634 code for a protein of 206 amino acids. Lineage: Eukaryota; Metazoa; Mollusca; Bivalvia; Myida; Dreissenidae. The transcript has 2 exons.
CCGUUCUGGACUUAUGGAGGCAAGCAAGGAGUAUAUUGAAGCUGGGCAUCACCUUUUCAGUUCUGAAGAACAAGCUCCCAUAAUAGAAAAACUGGAAGCUGCAAUGACACUGAUAAACCGAACAAUUCCCCAGCUGUAUCGGGCAAUUCACCAAACCAUAGCCUGUAUUGCGUUUUAUAAGGCCGAAUACCCCGGUUUCGCUGGCGGCACCGUAAGCUCGGCUCUGGGAAUUAUAUGGCAGGAUCCACGCGCUUACCGAGAGCAUUCUGUACCGUAUUACGCAGAGGCAAUCGUGCACGAGUACCUUCACAUGUCCCUCUUCCUUGCCGACCUCGUGCAUGGUACAUAUAAGGACAGAAAACUGCUUGCCCAGACUAAAGUGUACUCACCAAUCCGUCGUAAGCUGAGAGAUUUCGACAAAACGUUUCACGCAUCAUACGUUUCCACGGGAGUUACAGUGUUUCACGCUAGGGGAGGUAACUGGGACAAGGCAAAGCAUUUAGCUGAAUCACUACGGACCUCAGUGGACGGUCUCGUUGAAAUCAACAACGCUGUUGGAGUGCUUAACGAGUCUGGAGAAGCCAUGCUGCGAGCUAUGGAUGAUUUCCUGUCCGUCAUUAGGCUCAAAGCUUAAACAGGAUUCAUACGCUAUCUUUUAUACAUCUUAUUAUUGAAAUGUAAUUAAGUAUGUUUCUUUCCUUUUGAGUAAGUGUUUUGUUACAGCAUAUUUUGUGUAUGGCCUUUUCACGUCAUUCUAGUAACACUAUAACAUAAAUUACAAGUACGAGCUUAUGGCGAGUUUUAUUCGAUGUUGUUUUUGUUAGUCUCUCGAUGUGUUCGUUUCAAAUUUGUAUUAGCUAGAAUUAUCGGUCACACAAUUGGAUGAAAAAUUUACUUAUAAAUAGAUAUACGCGUUUGCAAUUCGUUUUGAUAUUUUUCAAUUUACUGGCUUCUAUUUAAUACUGUUGUCUAAUGUUUA